This is a messenger RNA of Bursaphelenchus xylophilus (pine wood nematode), 5934 nucleotides long. The record is from the annotation of a GenBank genome assembly. Lineage: Eukaryota; Metazoa; Nematoda; Chromadorea; Rhabditida; Aphelenchoididae.
AUGAGUAUUUUACGACAAGAUCCUCGAACAAAAGGUAACUUGAAUGAAGCCUUAUGGUAACAAGUCUCUCUAGGUGUCACAUAUAUUAGAGCGUCCACUUGUUUGCCAUCGGAUGAGCUCGAACCAUGUCUUAGGAAUGGAAUGUCAGCAUCCAUGGUAUCUCACCAUGGCCAUUAUCCAAUCGCUGAUGUGAAAAAGGCCAGAUUCAGAGGUUGGUAACUUUAAAUUAUUUUUUGAACGCAUUACUUUUUAUAAACAUUGGUUUAGAAAUAUAUCAUCGUCCAGCGAAAGGUGAUUGUAUGGGGAAAUGUGUAAUUUGUUUAUUGGUUCAUGCUAUAUUCAUAUUUGGGGUGUUUUUGGCUUUCCUAAUUGGCCAUUGGAUGUCCGAAGUGGAAUUUGGGAAUGACGUAAGUGAGAAAGUAACCUCAUAAAUACCUAACAGACUUUCCUGCUCACUUCUCUUAACCGACUUAACCCCAAUUUUACCGCCACUUUUCUUAAUUCUACAAUUAACAAUGAAACUGACACAUCCACAAGUCAAUCUCUUCAUUUAAGUCUGUCAAUUCAGAGAAAAGUAAAGAAUAUUACUUUGAUGGAAGUAUAUCCCCCAAGCAAGGGGACUGAAGAUACCUUAGGAUUUUACCAUCCGAGAAAUAAAUACAGUGACUUUACAAUUAACCUCCCUGGACACUUUAAGCCGGUCCAUUAUGAUCUCUCAGUAAGUACAAUAAUGUGAUGACAAAUAAUAUUUAGCUUGAUUUCACUGAAUUUUCAACUGCCGAACAUAUCCGAGGGAAUGUUUCCAUCUUGUUGGAAUACUCAGGGAAUGUUACACAAAAGGAAAUUAUAUUUUAUGCAGCACCAAACAUCUUCAUUCAUCGAUUAAAAUUGGAGCAUGACAAGAAGACCGUGAAGUUGGGCGAAAUCAAUCGUGAAUUCAAGAAGAACCUGGUCAAAGUGCUGAUCAUUGAGAAACUGAAGAAGACUUGGUACAGACUGAGAAUAGAAUUUAGAACAAGGAUAUGCCAGAGUAAUGUGAAAGGGGUCCAUUGUAUUCGGCGGACCAUUUAUACAAGAGUAAGCGGAGAGCCAAAAGUAUGACAGCAAUAAUUAUUUUAGGACAAUUCGACCACAAUUCACAAGAUCGCCGGGUUCACAACUAAGUUUGAGCCAACAUUUGCCCAUACAUUCCUGCCAUGUUGGGAUGAGCCAAAAUUAAAAGCUACAUUCAAUGUAACAGUCAGACAUAACAGAGAUCUUACCGUCUUGUCAAACUCGGCUUUAAUUGAUGAAUACGACGAAAUUGGGGGAGACAACAAAUUUUCGCGUUUUAAAGAAACCCCUCGAAUGUCCAUCUACCUCCUGGCAUUUGUUCUUACCGAUUUCACACCACUUGAACUGAGAACGCAAAGAAAUCUGCCUUUAACGGUAUGGUCGGACCCUCAGAAACUGGCUGCUGGACACUUCACGGCCAGUUUCUCUCCAGUUAUAUUUGACAGAAUCGAGAAGGAUCUAGAGGUUCUCUAUCCACUUCAGAAAUUGGAUAUUGUGCUUACCCCAAACUAUCCUGUUGGAGGAAUGGAAAAUUGGGGUCUUAUUAUCCUGCAAGAAGAUGCUGCAUUAAUGUCAUCAAUAAUCAUGGAUGAACAAAAUAUGACUGUGGACAGGUUGGCUGAACAGUACAAGAUUGAAAAGAUCAUAACUCAUGAGGUAAGCGUACUUUCUUCAAAUAUCAAUUUUUAGGUUGUCCAUCAAUGGUUCGGAGAUCUCGUCACAAUGUCCGAUUGGUCAAAUUUGUGGCUUAACGAGGGAUUUGCCACCUAUUUUGUGUUUGAUUACCUGAAUAUCGAUCACCCAUACCUGACUGAUAAUGAAUAUUAUCUUCAACUUGUGGGAUUAGUUCAAUCCCAGGUGAGUUGUUGUCGCUUCUAAAAAAAAUAAAUUAAGAUAUCUGAUUCCCCCUCAGCGUUAGUUGAACCGAUAGAAAACGCAGACUUGGUCAGUGAAUUAUUCCAUCAUGACAAUGUUUAUACGAAAGGAUCGGUGAUAGUCAAAAUGAUCAAAGAUCUGUUAGGAGUGGAGAUGUUCAGAGAGGGAAUCACCAAGUUCCUGAAGGACAAUUCCUACAAAUCAAUCAGCACGGAUAACAUAUGGGACUCUUUCCCAACCUUUGCCGAUCAUGGAGUAGAAGAUGAACGUUUAUCUGAUGUCAUGAAGAGCUGGUUGGAGAAGAAGGGGCUCCCUGAGAUCAUUUUGAGUAGAAAUUAUGAGGAACAAACGGUUAGAAUUACACAGAGAACCGCCAAUCUUAACAAUUACAUAAUUUUCCUUAAUGAAGAGAGCAAAACUGUUAUUAGAGAAGAGGAAAAGAAAACCAAGAGGAGUAUUACUGCAACCGAUGGACCGGAAACUUUCUCCACUUUCAACGACUCCUAUUUUGAACAUGCAACAACAUCCAAGCCAUAUAGACGACGGAAUUAUCAUCGACGGAAGAACGCGGAGAACCGGAGGAAAUCAACGGAUGAAAGAAUAUCCGUUUUUGGAGAGCACAAGAUGGAUAUAAGCAAGAACAAUACGCCUAAACUAGCCACGAACCAAUUCUUAAUAACACGAGAGCAACGAAGAAGACGAGUGAAGAACGGGAGUGACCAGUUGUGGUCGAUUCCGUUCAGCUACAGCUUUGGUUCUGCAAAAUCGUCCACCGGUCAGACAGUCAGGCAGUUUUGGCUUCAUAAUGAGACAGUAAGAUUUGUCGAUCUCGGCGUUCAGGCCUAUCAGUACGUCCUGGCCAAUCCUCAUUGGAUAUAUCCAUACAAAGUGAAUUAUGACAUAGAUAAUUGGCGCAUGCUGAUAAAACAACUUCACAGAGACAACACGGCCAUUCCCGUGAUGUCCAGAAUGCAGCUGCUGGUUGACGCUGAUACUUAUUUGAAACAAAGCGGAGUCCCUCAACUAUAUAUUAACCUUCUGGGAUACCUUUCUAAAGAGGAAGAUCUCGGAGUUCUGUUGCAAGGAUUAGAUCAGAUACAUGAAUUUGUUGACAUGAUUAGUGGAACCAACCUGGUAGGGCCACUGCUUGUGCAUUGGAACCCAGUGAUUCAACAAUUAGAUCGAUUAUUACAAAACACAGCUUCGAAUCCAGAGUUAGCAUCAGUAUGGUUACUCAGUCCACGAAGAUUGGCCAAACUGUACCAACUGAGAUGCGUAGCCAACCUCCAAUCAUGCGAUCAGAACAAGCAAAUGUCUCAGUGGAUGUCCCAUCCCACGGCUCUCGAUCCCUCACAUCACCAACAGAUUACAGCAAUCUGUCAUUAUCUAUUCACUCAGGCCGGUCCAUCCGAAUUGUCGAUGUUAAUGGGAUUACUUAAGUUGAGGAGUGGCCAAUGGUCAGUGAACAUACAGCUGGCCACCUGUGUGCGAGAUGAAACUCUCAUUGCUUCAGUAGUAGACAAAGUGGUCAAAACAAAAAACGCUGCGGUGUACUUAUCCGUCUUGCAGGUGAGCUCAUUCGAACGGAUAUAAGUAUUCAAAAAUGUUAGUACUUGAAUUGGCCUAUAUUAGGGUGUCCCAUAAGUCUAGCUCGAUUUGGGGUUUGAUAACAGUUCGGGCUUGAAUAUCUAAACUGUUAAAACUGCGAUCUUUUCCACUUAUAAACAGCAUAAACAUUUUAACUAACCACACAUGCCUUCACAGAUUAUUUCUUUUAAGUAUACUGCACGUCAAAAGUUUGGAACAGGCCAGAUCUUCUUUGCGGCUUGAGAUGGGAGUUUCAUUUCUUUUUUAUUAUAAGCUCCAUGUAUUAAGAACCUCAAUGAAUACAUAGCCAUGGAAGUCAGAAAGCUCGUUGGAAUUUUAAAAAAAAAUUUAAAAAAUAAGUGCGUCAAAAGUUUGGAACAGCUUUUGGAAGGUGAUUAUAAACUUCGGAAUGGAGGCAGGUAUCCUCGCAUUUAGUGUUUCUGGAUGAUGUAUGGAAUCGGCAUGCCAAUGGCCUACUGAUUUUCAUCGAUAAACCCAAAAUGAAAAAAAUGCUUAUCGAGCCAAAAACUACGGUCAAAAUUGCGAAAAAAUAAUUUUUUUGGUUUGGGUUCUCUAUGUUAUCGGUGUGUAAGCGUUCUAAGAUAUUUAAUGUGGUCGCACAAUUGUACAAGGGCACUCAGAUCUUCGCAUAGGAACUAUAUCCGCACAGCAUAAUUUAUGAAAAUUUUGAGUUUUGCUAUGAAUCUUUAUUUAAUGUAUUUUAUAUUUUUCAUAGAGCGGCUUGGAGGCUAAUUGGCUUGGACACCGUUAUCGUGGAAUAAAAACGUGUCUUCAAGAAACAAAAACCCACGCUACUUGCAACAUCUAAGGCCACAUCUUUCAGAUAUUAAAAAAAUUUUUGCCCCCAAAAUCAAUAUUCAUAUCUGACCCGGAUUUGUGGCGGGAUAAUUCGGAGAGUUGGUUUAUAAUACUGUAUCGGUGUGAUAACGAUAAAGGCACUUAGUUUUGAACCAUGCAGCGGCAUCAAAUCCAAGAUAAAAAAUAUGGGAAUAUUAACAUUUCAUAUACCCGCUAUUUUUAAAGAUGUGGCCUUGAUGUUGCAAAUAGUGGCCAGGUUCUGCUUCUUAAAGACACCUUUUGAUUCCACGAUAACGGUGUCCAAGCCAAUUAGCCUCCAAGCCGCUCUAUGAAAAAUAUAAAAUACAUUAAAUAAAGAUUUAUAGCAAAACUCAAAAUUUUCAUAAAUUAUGCUGUGCGGAUAUGGUUCCUACGCGAAGAUCUGAGUGCCCUUGUACAAUUGUGCGACUACAUUAAAUAUUUUAGAACGCUUACACACCGAUAACAUAGAGAACCCAGACCAAAAAAAUCAUUUUUUCUCAAUUUUGACCGUAGUUUUUGGCUCAAUAAGCAUUUUUUUCAUUUUGGGUUUAUCGAUGAAAAUCAGUAGGCCAUUGGCAUGCCGAUUCCAUACAUCAUCCAGAAACACUAAAUGCGAGGAUACCUGCCUCCAUUCCGAAGUUUAUAAUCACCUUCCAAAAGCUGUUCCAAACUUUUGACGCACUUAUUUUUAAAAUUUUUUUUUAAAAUUCCAACGAGCUUUCUGAUUUCUAUGGCUAUGUAUUCAUUGAGGUUCUUAAUACAUGGAGCUUCUAAUAAAAAAGAAAUGAAACUCCCAUCUCAAGCCGCAAAGAAGAUCUGGCCUGUUCCAAACUUUUGACGUGCAGUAUAGUACUGUUAACAAGCAAUUUUUUGAAUUUUUAAAUCAUGUUCAUUUUUUCUGAUCUUGACUUAUUCUUUUUUAAUCUUUAUACGUUGUAACUACUGGGCAUUCUUGGAACCAGAAAUCGGGGAUAAGCAGACCGAUUUCUGGCUACCCUUCAUUUGGGACAGAUCGGGUAUUGGCCCAAUAUGUAUAGCCAAUGUUGCAAAAUUUUUUGACAAACCAGUUAAUGAGUUGAAAUCACAACUAAUUUUUUUAAGGGACCUGGAUCGGCUAGCCAAAGUGUCUGAAUUUUAUUUGUAAUAAAAGUAAAUUAAUACAGAUAUUUUUCAAGGUUUUUGAAAUUGUUCCAUGAUGGGUUUGGCUCUUUACAUACUAUACCCGCGGGUAUCGAAACGGGUACCCGUUUCCUUCAUUUUAUUUACAAUUUUUAGGGGUCCUACACCGUCCAAUACAACAAACAGUUCCGAGACGUGUUUUGGCGCGGAAUCAGCCGACUAUCAGUGCAUGAACGCCAACUUCUGUUCGCUGUAAAUACGGGGAAAUCCGACAGAAUUGGGAGAUAUCUUCUGCAUGCAACCAGAACGUUAGCCGAAUUGGAAACUGUUGAGGCCCUCCUUUCGGAAUGGCCACAAAACCUCAAAGUGCACUUUGAUUACUUGCGACGAAAACAUCGAUGGAUUAGUGAAACGGUCACUUCAAAAGUUCAAAAUUACCUCAUUGAAGAAGUGGAAUAA